AUCAUUUGUUUUAUUCGUUUCGCCGAUUCAAUAUAAUCAAUUCCAAAAACCCAUCUCUCUCGCCAAGUAAACCUUUCCUCGGACAGAAAUGUACCUUAUCAUUAUCAGGAUCAAUAUGGAUCGCUCUCGCACGUUCUUCAAAAAAUGAACCAGGUCAUGGUCGCGAAGAGCACAUGUCAGGAACGCCAUUAUAAUGUGCGUUUGACCGGCAGCCACUUGUGCACACUCAAUCGCUAUGAAAUUGGCACUUGCGCGGGUGACAGCGAUGGCUCGCUUAUAUGCAACGGCGCACAGUAUGGUGUUAUUUCCUAUGGUUUUCCUUGCGCUCAAAGCCUGACGUCUAUAUUGAUAUCUAUUUCCAUCUCGAUUAAUUUAUUAAUAAUGCCUAAGAAGACCUGUAAAUGCAAUUCACAAGACCUCUACCUAUUCAACGUAUUGUACGUCAACGCGCUGAAAGUAUAUGCUGCUGUGAUUUCGAAACUAUACGUAACGAUACGUCAACCGCAAUAA
Messenger RNA from Mycetomoellerius zeteki, 510 nucleotides. RefSeq lists its product as uncharacterized. Gene Ontology annotation, molecular function: serine-type endopeptidase activity. The record is from RefSeq and is a predicted model, not a curated record. Lineage: Eukaryota; Metazoa; Arthropoda; Insecta; Hymenoptera; Formicidae. Gene Ontology annotation, biological process: proteolysis. Bases 145 to 510 code for a protein of 121 amino acids. The transcript is spliced from 3 exons.